Molecule: messenger RNA, 1462 nt
Organism: Magallana angulata
Lineage: Eukaryota; Metazoa; Mollusca; Bivalvia; Ostreida; Ostreidae
Product: histone-lysine N-methyltransferase PRDM9-like
Exons: 8
Coding region: 70-1176 (368 amino acids)
Cellular component (GO): nucleus
Molecular function (GO): protein binding
Source: RefSeq, a predicted model, not a curated record
AAAUGUUUUCCAGUGAUUGUUGUCAGAUGCAUCUGCUAUUUUGACAAUUUACAUUCAUUCUUCAGUAAGAUGAAUCAACAAUGUAUUGCAUACUUCAUCCUUAUAGUUGGAAUAUUCACUACAGUUUUCCCUAUCCAUGUUGUCACUUUGAAAUGCAAAGCUGGUUUUGAAAACAUCGCAAAGUGGUGUUUUUCAAUUCAUCUUGAGAGCAAAUCUUUGUCCAAGUCACGUGAGAUUUGCGAGAAGACUGGCGGCAACAUGGUUCUACUUGAUGAACAUAUGAAACUAAAUUUGCUGCGGAAAUAUAUUCAAGAAAAGAGACUUAUUCAUAAACUAUACGUGAAAAAUAAGGAGGCAUUGCUGAAAUCAUAUCAAGAACUUCAGGAUCUCUUGACAUAUCAUAAAAAGUAUUGCAAGUCGUACAAGAAAAACAAGCUUAAAAAACCAACAGAGGAAUUUUAUGUUCCAAACGCAAAGUUACCCGUUUUCUUUGAUGAAAAUGAGCGUGCGCGAUUGACAACCCCACCUGGCUAUUUUAUUGCCAACUCUUCAAUACCCAGUGCUGGAUACGGAGCAUGGACAAUGACUGGAGUCAAAAAGUAUACAGUACUUGGGGAAUAUGAGGGAGAGGAACAUAAGAAAGAAGGGAACCAGCCUUACUCCUGGGUUAUAUAUGAAGAUAAAGAAAGGAAAAAGAAACAUUAUAUAGACGCAUCUUCUCCCGCCAAAAGUAACUGGUUGCGGUAUGUCAACUGUGCAAGGAAUGUGCGCGAAGAAAACGUGUUUUCAUUUGGUUGUGACGGCCUAGUAUUUUAUAUGACGACAAAAGACGUGGAACCCAACACAGAGUUACUGACCUGGUAUGGAGAAAAUGAUGGACGUUUCUUAGGAAUAACGAGAUUGCAUCCAGCAAGCGAAUUGAAUCUGAAAUCAGCUUCUCAUAUCCGUUUGAGUUAUAUGCCUAAGGAUUCAUUAAACGAUUAUCUUAAAUAUCAUCAAAACUGGUUUUCAAAUAAAUAUGAUAAAAAGAGCAACAAAACAUAUCAUGGAAUUAUAGACACUUAUGAGGAUGGGACGUGGACAAUGCAGCGGGAAGGAAAUUACACGUAUUAUACUGGGGAACAGGGACUUCUAGUUCCAUUUGUGUGUGAACAUGAACCACUGGAAAAAGAAUAAGAUCAAAUAUGUUAUUUAAAUUAGUGCAAUGGUUUAUGUAGAUAAAUACCUGUGUAAAGUAUUAGAUAUACAUACAAUAUAACUUAGAUAAAAGGAUUGUUUUUUCCUAUCUCAAUCUGAUUAAUUUUAUGGUGAAGGAUAUUACAAGGUACGUUCUCAUGUGCCCCUCGUUAAUAUCUUGAGUGCUUAACUACUGAUAAUGAUUUACCCUCUGAUGGCGGUCGUUUUAUUUUCUUAUGAUACAAAUCAGUCACUAUUAUAUCAAUAUCUUGGGUACAAAUAAAUA